AUGGCUCCUCCCAGCGUUUUGAUGGUCGGUACCGGCGAGUACACCACCGGCUUCGUCGGCGGUGGCGCGUCGAGCUCUGAUAAGAAAGUCGGCGUCGUGGGACUGACGCUGUUCGACCUGCGCCGCCGGGGCAAGGUGAGCGAACUGAGCAUGGUGGGCGUGUCGGGCAAGAAAUUCCCAGGCAUUCGCGACCACCUGCACCGCAACAUCUCGCAGGUCUACAACAACCUCGAUGUCUCAUUCGCCUCGUUCCCCGCCGACACCCAAACCGAUCCCGAUGCAUACAAGACCGCCAUCGAUGCCCUGCCCAAGGGAUCCGCCAUCACGAUCUUCACGCCCGACCCAACCCACUUCCCCAUCGCACUGUACGCAAUCGAACGAGGCAUCCAUGUGAUGAUCACCAAGCCCGCCACGCAGCGUCUAGCAGACCACAUAGCCCUGCUCGAGGCUGCGCGCAAGCACGGUGUCUUCGUCUUCAUCGAGCAUCACAAGCGCUUCGACCCGGCGUACUCGGAUGCGCGGGCCAAGGCACGCACAUUGGGCGACUUCAACUACUUCUACAGCUACAUGAGCCAGCCCAAGAGCCAGCUCGAGACCUUCAAGGCCUGGGCGGGCCGGGACUCCGAUAUCUCGUACUACCUCAACUCGCACCAUGUCGAUAUCUGCGAGAGCAUGGUGCCGGAGUAUCACCCUGUGCGCGUCACUGCGACGGCAUCCAAGGGCACCGCUGCCGCGCUGGGAUGUGUCCCCGAGACCGAGGAUACAAUCACCCUGCUGGUUGAGUGGCGGCGUAAGGAUAACCCGGGCAAGGUUGCGACGGGUGUCUAUACGGCUAGCUGGACGGCGCCGCAGAAUGCCGGCGUGCAUUCAAAUCAGUAUUUCCAUUAUAUGGCCGCCAACGGCGAGAUCCGCGUCAACCAAGCCAAGCGCGGCUACGAAGUCACAGGCGAUGACCAGGGCCUGAUCUGGGUGAACCCAUUCUACAUGCGCUACGCACCUGACGAAGAAGGCAAUUUCGGCGGCCAGACGGGCUACGGCUACGUCAGCUUCGAGAAGUUCAUAGACGCCGUCACGGCCGUCAACGAGGGCCGAGUCACGCUCGACGAGCUAGACAAGCGGCCUUUGCCCACUCUACAAAACACGAUCGCCACUACGGCCAUCCUGGAUGCGGGCCGGGUGUCCCUGGAUGAGCGCCGGCCGGUGGAAAUUGUGUCGGAGGGUGGGAAGUGGGAGCUGAAGUAA
Molecule: messenger RNA, 1242 nt
Organism: Penicillium lagena
Lineage: Eukaryota; Fungi; Ascomycota; Eurotiomycetes; Eurotiales; Aspergillaceae
Product: Gfo/Idh/MocA family protein
Exons: 4
Coding region: 1-1242 (413 amino acids)
Biological process (GO): NADPH regeneration
Cellular component (GO): cytoplasm
Molecular function (GO): nucleotide binding; oxidoreductase activity
Source: RefSeq, a predicted model, not a curated record